GAACACCCCGUAUACUAAAGCAAAAAGUGAUCAUCCAAAAACUAGGCUGCAUUUGCACCAGUAAUGUUUUGCUAUCUGCACAGUAUUAAUUAGUUUAAAAGCAAAGAAGCAUGUAGAUCUCUCAGGUUCACUGCUGAAGGUCUGUAUUUCAAGGGUUGGCACGUUCAAUAAAUGUGGCUGUCUGUUAAUGUAAAAUCUAGGUUAUGCACAGAGAAGAUUAAACUCCCAACAUAGCUUCAAUGAUUAAAUUGUAUGAGUUCUUAUGCUUUGUUACAGGAGUUGAAGGCAUGUUAGGAGGAGCAUCAUGUUAUGAUUAUACUGAGGUUGUCAGUGAGAUGUUGUAGUUGCAAAUAAUACUGUUUGGUGAUGAUGGUGCCUAAUAGAUGCUAAAGGAUUAUAUAAUAAGAAUCCCACUAAAGACAUAAUGUGACACAGGUGGAUGUUUGUUUUGACUGAUCCUUUACCACUUCAUUCUUUUUGUAUUAAAGAUCAAAAGUGCUUUAUGGUGGUAUAGAGGUCUUAUUCUUCUUUCCAUAUAAUGGUAAAGUCUGAUUAGGUAUUACUGCAUAAUUAAGAUGAGAGAAGCAGAAGUUCCUGCUCGUUGAUUUUCUCUGAACAGAUUGUUCUAGUGAUAGUUUGAUCCUCAAGCAAAUGGCAGUACUAAUAGUACUGUAGCCUUUAGCCUUUGCAAGCUGGUACAGAAUUAAACUUGUGUCUGCUGUGAUCCCUACAAUUAUACUUGUGCCUGCUCUGAUUUAGAUGUCAUCUUAAAUGAUACCAUUCUCUAAACUUGGUACUCAUGGAAGUAUAUGAAUUAAUGAUUUGCAUGCAUCCUCCUUCAUUCUCUGAUUGCACUGUUAACAACACAACUUAACUUGGGAGCAUUGGAGCCAGAUUUUAUGCUGUAAGACUUUCUCAAAGGCAUAUCAGAGCUGUUGCAUUCUAUAUCCUGAAUCAUUUAUAUGUUGAUUUAUAACCUUCUUUCAUCUAUAUUCUUUGGCAUAAGUUUGAGAAUGUUUGAUGAGAUUUUUCAUCUACUUAUAAAAAAACCCAAACUUUCUGAAUGCAGAGCAUCUUUCUAAAAUAACUAUCCAUUUAGCUAAUUUAAAUAAGGUUAAACUGAUUUGAAGAAUGAAAUUAAUUUUUAAAUUUCAGAGAAGAGUGGAUGCAGGCCAUUCAGUAUGUAGCUGAUCGACUCCAAGAGCAAGAACCUGACCAGGAUGUUGAGAUGAUGGAACAAGAUGAUCUCAUGGGAAGGUUAAAUAUAUCCACGCGGACUUCUGGUUCUAGGGGAAGAAAAAUCACUUUAGAUAAUUUUGAAUUUUUAAAAGUCCUUGGAAAAGGAACUUUUGGUAAAGUGAUACUAUGUAGAGAAAAAGGUUCAGGUCAACUGUAUGCUAUUAAAGUUUUAAAAAAGGAGGUUAUAAUUGCUAAGGAUGAAGUUGCUCAUACACUAACAGAAAAUAGGGUUUUAAGGAAUACAAAGCAUCCUUUUCUAAUUUCUCUCAAGUAUUCAUUUCAAACUGCAGACAGACUUUGUUUUGUUAUGGAAUAUGUGAAUGGGGGAGAACUGUUUUUCCAUCUCUCCCGAGAGAGGAUAUUCAAUGAAGAAAGAACGAAAUUCUAUGGUGCAGAAAUUCUCUUAGCUCUCGAUUAUUUACAUAGUCAAGGAAUUAUAUAUAGGGAUUUAAAGCUAGAAAACCUACUAUUAGAUAAGGAUGGUCACAUCAAAAUAGCUGACUUUGGAUUAUGUAAAGAAGAUAUUAAUUAUGGUGCUACAACAAAGACAUUUUGUGGAACACCAGAAUAUUUAGCUCCAGAGGUUUUAGAAGAUACUGAUUAUGGCCGUGCUGUUGAUUGGUGGGGAUUAGGAGUUGUCAUGUAUGAGAUGAUGUGUGGUCGUCUCCCAUUUUACAAUAGAGAUCAUGAUAUCUUAUUUGAAUUAAUAUUAAUAGAAGAAGUAAAAUUUCCCAAAAACCUUUCUCCCGAGGCUAGAUCUCUUCUCAGUGGUUUACUUGUUAAAGAUCCAAAGAAGAGGCUAGGAGGAGGUCCUGAUGAUGCAAAAGAAGUUAUGUUGGAUCCUUUUUUCCGCUCCAUGCCAUGGCAAGAUCUUCUGGAGAAAAAGGUUACUCCUCCUUUUAAACCAUUAGUAACUUCAGAUACAGACACCCGUUAUUUUGAUCAGGAAUUCACUGGAGAAUCUGUAGAACUAACUCCUCCAGAUCAAGGCCCACUUAAUUCUAUUUCUGAAGAAAUGGAACAACCAUAUUUCCAACAGUUUUCAUUUCAUGGCAGCACAGGAACUUUAGGAAGAAGUAUUGACCAGUAGUAUGACAUCCAAGAUGGGCUUAGUAAAAGAACUAAAAGGGGAAAAAAUAUGCAAGAAGUGUUUCCAAUGAAUACAGAAUAUUUUGUCAUGAGCAUUUGCUUUUGUUCUAUAUAAUUUUCAUCCUUUCUAACCAAUUAGAAAGAAAAAAAAAAAAAAAAAGCAAAGAUUCAUGGAAAGAAGAAAGAACUGCAUUUUUUCAUCACUUGAUGCACUAAGGAAACUAAAAUGAUUGGAAAUAAAGUUUAAUGCCAAUGUUUUUCCUUUGCGAAAAGCAGCGUUAGUGCAAAAUGCAGAUUUUUCCUUUGUCAGGAGUAGCUGACUCCUCAUGCAUAAGGUCACGACAAAUACUUUUCUUAGAAAUAUUUCACUUGUUGUAACUGAAAUAAAAGUUCAUUUAUUUGCAGCUAAGGACAGUAAAUAUAUUACAUAAAUAAUGGUGCAAGCAUUUACUGCGAUCUACAAAUCAAAAUUAAUUUUUAUAUCAGAGAACGAAAAAAAAUAGAAUUUAUUUUUAAGGAAAAGUUAAGAUUACAUUGCUUCCUAUGUGAAUUUGCAAAGCAUAAUUUUGAUGACUUUUUAGCACAAAAGUAUGUUAUGUAUUGCAUCUAUUGUAUGUACAUCACUUAUAUUUUUGUGGAAUUGUAUUGUCAGAAAGCAGAUGAGAAUAAAAAGUAUGUACAGCA
Stegodyphus dumicola is the source of this 3012-nucleotide messenger RNA. RefSeq names its product AKT serine/threonine protein kinase (gene Akt). Gene Ontology annotation, molecular function: ATP binding; protein serine/threonine kinase activity. The record is from RefSeq and is a predicted model, not a curated record. Lineage: Eukaryota; Metazoa; Arthropoda; Arachnida; Araneae; Eresidae. Gene Ontology annotation, biological process: protein phosphorylation.